AUGCAUCGUUUACGCUACGCAAUUGCCACUGGAAAACUGAGCGAAGGCCGCAUCGGCAUCGCUGCUCAGCAGUUAGGAAUCACGGAAAGUGUUUACCAUCACGCAACGCCAUAUCUUUUUCAGUGGCAACAGUUAGCUGCUAUUGGUGACUUUCAGCGAUGCCAGCAUGCGAAAAUAGCGGUGGAGCUUGCAAGUGCUCGUCUACUUGUCUACAACGCCGCUCAACUCAAAGAUGUCGGUCAUGAUGUUGCUCAAGCGUCCUGUAUGGCGAGGCUGCACGCGUCUCGGGUAGCAGAGCGGACCUCUUCGCGGUACAUUGAGCUGUUAGGUGGCGUGGGAGUCCCCAAACAGCUCAUGACCGCGAGAAGUUUUACCGAGACUGCAAGGUCGGCACCAUCUAUGGCAGCAAGAGCAACGUUGAACCGAGCCUAUCGCACGAUUAAUAAAGCAGGAGCUCGUCUAGAUUUGACUGACCUAUACUAG
This is a messenger RNA of Peronospora belbahrii, 483 nucleotides long. The record is from the annotation of a GenBank genome assembly. NCBI's taxonomy places the organism in Eukaryota, Oomycota, Peronosporomycetes, Peronosporales, Peronosporaceae.